Messenger RNA from Hippoglossus stenolepis (Pacific halibut), 1620 nucleotides. Its product is annotated as LIM/homeobox protein Lhx8. Lineage: Eukaryota; Metazoa; Chordata; Actinopteri; Pleuronectiformes; Pleuronectidae. Gene Ontology annotation, biological process: forebrain neuron development; neuron differentiation; regulation of transcription by RNA polymerase II. Gene Ontology annotation, cellular component: nucleus. The record is from RefSeq and is a predicted model, not a curated record. The transcript has 8 exons. Bases 68 to 1060 code for a protein of 330 amino acids. Gene Ontology annotation, molecular function: DNA-binding transcription factor activity, RNA polymerase II-specific; RNA polymerase II transcription regulatory region sequence-specific DNA binding.
CAGACUUUUACUGUGAAACCCUGCAGCUCCUGCUCUCUCUCCUCUCUCUCUGCUCCGGGACUCAGACAUGCGCUGGAAAAGUGAGGUGCAGGUGGAGUGUUGCGUGGUGGGACAACGCGAUGAGGGCGCGCCGGUGGAAGUUUUGGAUGAAGACGCGUCGUCGCUGCAGGCGAUGGCCUCCGCGCCUCUGCUGGGCAGAACCGUGUGUGCGAGCUGCAACGAGGAAAUCGUGGAUAAAUAUUUAUUAAAGGUGAACGACCUGUGCUGGCAUGUGCGCUGCCUGUCGUGCAGCGUGUGCCAGACUUCACUUGGCAGCCACAGCAGCUGUUACAUCAAAGAGAAGGAGGUUUUCUGUAAAGUGGAUUACUUUCGGAGGUACGGGAGCUGGUGUGCGUGCUGCGGCAGGAACAUCCACUCCACAGACUGGGUCCGCCGGGCCAAGGGGAACGUGUACCACCUGGCCUGCUUCGCCUGCUUCUCCUGCAAGAGGCAGCUGUCCACCGGGGAGGAGUUCGCCCUGGUGGAGGAGAAGGUGCUCUGCAGGGUCCACUACGACUGCAUGCUGGACAACCUCAAGCGGGCCGUGGAGAAAGGAAGCAGUGUUAACAUGGAGGGGGCUGUUCCCACCGAGCAGGAGAUUAACCAGCCCAAACCCUCCAAGAGAGCUCGGACCAGCUUCACGGCCGACCAGCUGCAGGUGAUGCAGGCCCAGUUUGCUCAGGACAACAACCCAGACGCACAAACGCUGCAGAAGCUGGCGGAGCAGACGGGCCUCAGUCGAAGAGUCAUACAGGUCUGGUUCCAGAACUGCCGAGCUCGCCACAAGAAGCACGUGAGCCCCAACCACUCCUCCAGCACCCCCAUGACCUCGCUGCAGCCCAGCCGCCUGUCGCAGCCCACCCCAACGCCCGAGGAGCUGCAGUACACAGCCUACGGAGGCCCCGAGGGCUCAAUGCUCUCUGCACUACACUCCUUCAUAGACAUACACCCCCCUCCAUCCAUGUUUCAGCCGCUGCUGCCAGCCCAUGCCAUGACCUCCCUGCCUGUGUCGCACGCCUGAGCAGCUGACACACACACACACACACACACACACACACACACACACACACACACACACACACACACACACACACACACACACACACACACACACACACACACACACACACACACACACUCCACCAGCGAUCAUUCGUCAUUAGCAGCCGCAGUAUUCAAACCUCCAUGGUAAAUAUUAUUUCAUUUUCAGGGUCAUGAAGCCCUCUUUUAUGAAACUACCAGCAGCUCAUCUCAUUUUUAUAUUAAAUGAAAACACUUCAGUCACUGCUGUGCAUCAUCAUGGACAAGUGUACUCCACCAUUUUAAUGUAUAUAUACAAUAUGGAGAUGGAAAGGUUUCAGUGUACCUCAUGGGACUAUGGCACAUGACAUUAUGGAUUCAUAUCUGUUUGUGUAGUUGAUGACAUAGUUUAACUGUGCUAUUCAUAAGUGAAAGCCACCGGAUCACAAAUGUCAACUCAUUACCAAGAUGAACUUGAAAUUGUUUGUUUAGCACUGUUUUAAAUAUUGCAAUUUAAUUUAUUUAUUGUAUGUGAAGUCUGUUUUGAGAAUAAAUGUCUAA